Messenger RNA from Ichthyophthirius multifiliis, 878 nucleotides. RefSeq lists its product as hypothetical. The transcript has a single exon. The record is from RefSeq and is a predicted model, not a curated record. Lineage: Eukaryota; Ciliophora; Oligohymenophorea; Hymenostomatida.
AUUGAAAAACCCAUUUAUUAAGUUGAAUUUCUAAAUCUGAAAAUAAAUUUGUUAGUUCUAAUUGGAGAUUUAAAAUUGGAGCUAUUUAUGAUUAGACAUAAGUAAUAAAAAUCAUCAAUAUAAUCAUAUUUAUAAUAUCUAAUUCCCCAUAUAUAUAUCACUAUUUUUAUUUAUUUUUGGUUAAAUUUUGUAGUAAGAAACAAAGAUUAUAAUCCAUAUAAUUUAUAAAAAAUCCUUUUAUUACUUACACUCCCUCUAAUAUUGUUGCAAGAUUAGCAUUAAUAAUGAUUUAUAUUUCUGUAUUAUAAAGGCCAAAAAGAAACAUUAUAUAUCACAGCUUUCAUAUAAAGCACCUAAUCUUUACACUACUUAUUUCCAGAAUUAUAUCCCCGAGGUUAUUAUCGGGAUUAUUUUUAUAUAUUUAGAUUUCAUCAAAAAGACUAAAAUAUUACAUAUAGUGGAUUAUUUGACAUCCUUUUUCAAUGUAUUGCUAGCAGUGGUUAUAUUUUAUAAGAAUUUAGGUUAUUGAAAGGCAUUUUUCACAUUUAAAUGUCUUAUUGUUGAAAAUUUCACCUAAAAAACAGGGGUCUUCAAAGCUAUAUAGUAAAAUAGGUUCUUUGAAAAAAAGAAUAACAGAUUUUGAGAGAUAAAUGCUGAGUUAUUCGAUUCCUUUUUUUUGGAGAAUUAGUGCUGAUUUCGUUUAUUUAAAAUCAUAUUCUUAGGGAGAAAUUAUAGUUUUUUAAUAUAAUAAUUUUAUUUGUAAUUAUUCUUUCUCUCUAGAAGGCAAUUGAGAAUUAAAAGAAGGUUAUUAUUGUUUCUUUAUUAAUAUUAUUCUAGUUUCAAAUUUUUAUAGUUUAUGUGUUUUAAGAUUAAAUUUU